Anopheles funestus (African malaria mosquito) is the source of this 1372-nucleotide messenger RNA. RefSeq names its product dephospho-CoA kinase domain-containing protein (gene Dpck). Gene Ontology annotation, biological process: coenzyme A biosynthetic process. NCBI's taxonomy places the organism in Eukaryota, Metazoa, Arthropoda, Insecta, Diptera, Culicidae. The record is from RefSeq and is a predicted model, not a curated record. The coding region runs from base 220 to 927 and encodes 235 amino acids. The transcript has 5 exons. Gene Ontology annotation, molecular function: ATP binding; dephospho-CoA kinase activity.
GACAGCUGUCGUUUGUGUCAAAGGUUUUGGAAGUAGAUGUUGUGCUUUUCCAUGAGCUAAUAUUUUGUUCCAAUGCAAAGGUAAACUGGAUUAGCCAUAUCUUUUCAAACGCAGUACCGCAGUGUAUGUUCUGCCAACAGUUAGUUCAACGCUGCUCGUCAUCACAUCACAAUAAUUCUCACUUAAAUUCGCAUUAACUUCGCGUCAAACGGUGGAGAUAUGUUUCUUGUCGCCCUAACCGGUGGUAUCGCUUCAGGAAAGAGCACCGUAACGAAGAUAUUCCGGGACAACGGUGUUCCGGUCAUCGAUGCCGAUGCCAUCGCACGCCAAGUCGUUGAGCCGGGGCGACCAGCAUGGCAUAAAAUUAAGGCCACGUUUGGUGAGGAAAUCUUUCACGCUGGGAGCGGUGAGCUGAACCGGGAGGCACUGGGACGCAUUAUAUUCGAUGACGUAGAAAAACGUAGAUUACUGAACGAAAUCACGCAUCCCGAAAUUCAUCGCACGAUCUACAAGGAGGUGAUCAAGUGUUUCUUUCUAGGACACAGUUUUGUUGUACUGGAUCUUCCGCUAUUGUUCGAAAUACGCGUAAUGCUUAACUACAUACAUAAAAUCAUUACCGUCACUUGCGAGGAAGAUAUUCAAGUUACUCGUCUGAUGGAUCGUAGCCAAUAUACUGAGGCAGAGGCGAAAAAGCGAAUCAAAGCACAGAUGCCCUUAGAGUUAAAGUGCGAACAAUCACAUUUUGUCAUUGAAAACUCAGGAACCCUGAGAGACACAGAAGAGCAAACGCUCAAAAUCCUUGCCAUUCUGCAAGACAGUAAUCAGCACUGGAAAAUACGCGGCGUCUUGUUUGCUACGGCGGCCUUGCUUGUUUCCAGCAUUGCAUGGUUGCUGAAUUACAAGUAUAAAUGGUUCAGCUCAAACUAAUUGCCCAUUGAGUUGCGAUGUGAUCCAUUCACGAUUUCGUUCCUAAACUCACCUCUCUCCUAGUGGCAUUCUUAUCCAUUGAAUUGUGCCUACCAAUUUCGUUAUUGUUGUGUCCUUUUAGCUAUCGAUGCGUUUCUUUUUUUUAUCAGACAUCACUUUUCAGAGAUCCUUGGUGCGUGUAAAUAAUCUAUCACCUCAAGAUGUAUAGUAAUGCAACAAGUUCAAUGGCGUAAUAAUAGGCGCGUGUCUUCCCUAAGAAGAUAAAGACAAAUGGCAUUUGUUAAUCGAAUAGUGAAGAACUGAAAUCUAUUGUGUUCGUGUGCACGGGUACGUGGUGUGGUGUCUCUGCGUGUGUAAUGCUAGCUAAAUAAGCACGCUUUUCUUUUGUAUCGUAUUGACGAUGAUUGCAAAUAUAGAAAGGAUGAAUCUGCGGAAGAUGUGAUAA